AUGUGUGGCAGUGCUUCAAGAACGGGCACGGUGCUGGUAGUAAGGACCGCGCUCGGAUCCCAGCUCCAGUGGGAAGCGAUCCCGCCCCCGGGAUGGCCCCACCCCUGCUAUGACCCCGCCCUCGUCGUGGCCCCGCCCCGUCGUUGGCCCCGCCCCCGAGUGGCCCCGCUCCUUGCUGGUGCCGCGUUGCGCGGAUCGCCGCCAGGUGGCGCGCAGGCGUGGCCGCCCCUUCCUGCCCGGCCCUCCCCUUUCCCGCCCGACCCGCGCCCCCACCCGCGCACGGUGACCUCGCCGCGGGGCCGGGUCGUGACGUCAGCGGGCGGCGGGGCGGUUGCUGUGACGUCAGGGCGGUGGCGGCGGCGGCCCGUGAGGUCACGGCCCGGCCCGGCCGGCCCGGCGGGCCCCGGGCGGCAGCGGCCGGGCAGCAUUUGGCCGAGCGCCCAGCCCCAGCCCGGGGGGGGCGCAGGGCGAGCCGAGGGGCGCCGCCCGCGGUGGGCGGUGGGUUGCCGCGUGCCUGGAUGGAGCAGAUGCGUGAACGACACGCUGGUGGUGACGCUGAGCUGCGGCGAGCGGCGCUUCACCGGCGUGCUGCUGGGAGCUGCUCCAAGAGGUUACAGCGCGGGCCACCGGGGGCAGGGCCGGCGGGGCCGGGGCGGUUGGGGCCCGCGGGCCCCGCGCCCUUUUGUUCGCCCCCGGCGGGACAAAGCGGCGGGCCGGCGAACUGGCGGGGGACCGGACUGGGGGCGAGGACCGGGGGACCGGCCCGGGGCGCACGGGGGGGCGGUGGUGCCCCCGGGCCGGUGGGCCGGACCGGCCGCGGCCCCGCACGUAGGCGCCUGGCUGCGCCACACCUACAACCAGUGGGUCCCGCAGCCGCCACCACGGACUAUAAAGAGAACGAGGAGGCGCCUGUCGAGGAACAGAGACCCAGGGAGGCUCAUCAUGAGCACCAUCAGGCUGCGGCCCAGGCAGGUGCUCUGCGAGAAGUGCAAGAACACCCUGAACCCCGAGGACGCGGCGCCGCGGCAGAACACCAAAACCAGGAGGAAGCUGAGCAUUCAGGACAAGGAGCAGAAAAAGCACAGCGACUCCGACUACGUGGAGAAAAGGAACAAAAGAGAGAAGAGGGAGGAUGACAAGUUUUCUGGGGAGGUACAUCGAACACCAGUUAUAAAAAUAUCCUACAGUACCCCACAAGGGAAAGGUGAAGUGGUAAAAAUCCCUUCCCGGGUCCAUGGCUCGGUCAAACCGUUCUGUCCGGAGCGAGUAUUGCAGAACGGAGCGGGGGACCAAGAGGAGACCAGGGACUCUGAACGGUGUCGAGAAACCAAAUGUUUAAUGGACAAGUCAGCAGGCAGCCAGCUUGCUUCCAUUCCAAAACUGAAGCUCACACGGCCAGUGCAUUCCAGUGUGGAUGUCCCACCCCCAAAGAUACGGCUGAAGCCCCAUCGCAUGAACGAUGGUCAGAGUGUUUCAAUUUAUAAGGCAGAACUGAUUGAUGAAAUGAAUGUCCUUCAGAACAGCAGGGAGUCCAAUCCCGGAGCAUUUUACAAUGAUGAAUCCACUGACAGAGGUUUGGCUGAGAUAUCUUCAGGGAGUUCAGGUGAAGAUGAUGACUUUAAAAGGUUUCCCCAGGCUAAAGAUGGACAUGAUAACUUGGCUUUCCUCAUGAAUUAUCGCAAAAGAAAAGCAGAUUCUUCUAGUUUAUCAGUGUGUAGCAAUGACAGUCUAGACGAAUCCAAGUCUUCUAGUUCAGAAGUGACAUCACCAGAACUGUGUGACUUUUUGCCUGGUGAUGAUGCCUCCGUCUCUUCAUCUUCAAAAGAUGAGCGUAAAAUUGUGCCGCCACUGACAGUCAGACUGCACACCCAGAGUGUGUCUAAAUGUGUCACGGAAGAUGGAAGGACUGUUUCAGUGGGGGAUAUUGUCUGGGGUAAAAUUCAUGGGUUUCCAUGGUGGCCAGCACGCGUUCUUGACAUAAACCUCAGCCAGAAGGAAAACGGGGAACCCUCGUGGCGAGAAGCUAAAGUGUCAUGGUUUGGUUCUCCAACGACUUCGUUCUUAUCUGUUUCAAAACUGUCUCCUUUCUCGGAAUUUUUCAAACUGAGAUUUAAUCGCAAGAAGAAAGGGAUGUACCGGAAAGCGAUCACGGAAGCUGCGAAGGCAGUCGAGCACCUGACUCCAGAAAUAAGAGAUCUCUUAACACAGUUUGAGACAUAACUUUGCCUCCAGUUUCAGGUAACAGAAGACGAGCACAGCUGUUCUCCUAGAGGGUCACCGAGUCUGUAACACCCUGACAUGCUCCCCAGGAGAACCUGGAGGCUGCCGGGAGGCAGGAGGACAAGGUUCCUGGUCAGAGUGCUCUGCGUUUCAUCCGGGACAGGUGACAGGCACCGGGACGUGGAGUUGGGAGGCUCUUCUGGUGUGAGGCUGGCAGGAAAGGCUUAAGGAUAUCUUACCCUAGAAUGAGAAUUUGACCAGUCAGACAACAAUGAACUAGGAGAACAGCAAAAGCCACACCUCGGAAUGUAUUUAUUACUUAAAAUUAGCUAUUCUUGAUAAAAUCCCCCAAAUUAUUGCUGCUGCUUAUUUUACUUACGGAUUUCACACACUUGUUAAUUUUAAAGCUACCAAACUUCUAUUCAAUACUGUACUCUGAGAAAUGUAAUUGGGUCAGGACAUGCAAUAGAAUGAAAUCAUUGUAGUGUCUUAAGUACAACGGACUCACUUUGUGUCUAUUAAACCUUGGAAGAUGUGCAACACACAA
Molecule: messenger RNA, 2767 nt
Organism: Manacus vitellinus (golden-collared manakin)
Lineage: Eukaryota; Metazoa; Chordata; Aves; Passeriformes; Pipridae
Gene: PWWP2B
Product: PWWP domain containing 2B
Exons: 3
Coding region: 1-2220 (739 amino acids)
Cellular component (GO): nucleoplasm; nucleus
Source: RefSeq, a predicted model, not a curated record